Messenger RNA from Hibiscus syriacus, 1765 nucleotides. RefSeq names its product pentatricopeptide repeat-containing protein At4g11690-like. NCBI's taxonomy places the organism in Eukaryota, Viridiplantae, Streptophyta, Magnoliopsida, Malvales, Malvaceae. The record is from RefSeq and is a predicted model, not a curated record. Gene Ontology annotation, molecular function: protein binding.
AUUAUAUAUUUACUUGUUCAUCCCAGUCAAUCCCAAAGCCGAAACCAUGAUGCUUCAAGCUCCUCAAACUCGAGCACUCAUUCUAAAAAUGGUGAAGAACCCACCUCUCAAAGCUCUCUCAUUCUUCAACUCUUCAAUCCUCCAAGGCCUGCAACACUCCCAUGAAUCCGUAGCCUUCACUCUACACAUUCUUCUUUCUUCCAACAUGCUCUUACAUUCUCAGUCCCUUCUUCUCCAGGUAAUCACAGGUAGAAUCUCCUCUCCUUUCUUCUCUUCUUUGUCUCUAUUCCAAUACUUAACUCAACCCACUCUUAGUUCCAAUUCGAUUAAUCAAAUCCUUCUGUAUGAAUCCAUUAUAAACGCCCAUGUUCAAUCCCAGUUACCCGAUGAAGCCAUUUAUUAUUUUAAUCAAAUGGUAGACAAAAACCCUGUCGUUAGACCCAAUAGUCUUAAUAACAUACUGAGUUUCCUUAUAAAAUUUGAUUCUUUCGAGAAAGCUUGGACGCUUUUUAAAGACUCCAAGGGGAAGGUUAAGUUGGAUGUCUAUAGUUUUGGGAUAUUAAUCAAAGGGUGUUGCGAGGCAGGUGAUCUAGGCAAGUUUGAGCUUUUAGAUCAGAUGGAAGAGUUGGGGUUUUCUCCAAAUGUUGUUAUAUACACCACUUUGAUCGAUGGGUGCUGCAAAAAUGGUGACUUGGAACGGGCAAAAAUGUUGUUUACUAAAAUGGAGGAGCUUGGUCCGGUUCCUAAUGAGUAUACAUACACGGUUUUAAUCAAUGGGUUGUUUAAAAAGGGACUUGGGAAAGAUGGGUUAGUGCUUUAUGAGAAGAUGCAGCGUAAAGGGGUGAUUCCGAGUUUAUACACAUACAAUUCUGUGAUGAAAGAAUACUGCAACGAGGGGAAAAUAGGUAAAGCUUUCGAGAUGUUCGAUGAAAUGCGUGAAAGAAGAGUAGCGUGUAACGUUGUUACGUACAAUAUAUUGAUCGGUGGGUUGUGUAGGGAGAAAAGGUUAUGGGAGGCUGAGAAAUUGGUGGGUCAAAUGGAAAGGUCUGGUAUAAGUCCAAAUUUGAUUACAUAUAAUUCACUAAUCGAUGGUUUUUGUAACGGUGGGGAGUUGGAGAAGGCUAUGUUUUUAUUUGAUCAAAUGAAAACCAAGGGUCAAUCUCCAUCUUUGGUGACUUAUAAUAUUCUUAUUUCGGGAUUCUCUAGAGCUAAAGACUCAACGAAGGUUGCUAAUUUGGUGAAGGAAAUGGAAGAGAGAGGUAUAAGGCCUUCUAAAGUAACAUAUACGAUCGUUCUCGAUGCAUUGAUUAGAUCGGAAAGCACAGAGAAAGCAUUCGAGUUAUAUUCGUUCAUGCAGGAGAAGGCCGGUUUGGUUCCUGAUGUUUACAUCUAUGGUGUCUUGAUACAUGGGUUGUGUGUAAAGGGCAACAUGAAGGAUGCAUGGAAACUAUUCAAAUCGAUGGGUGAAAUGCAGUUGAAGCCUAAUGAUGUUAUACACAACAUGAUGAUUCAGGGGUAUUGCAAACAGGGUAGCGCCUAUAGGGCCCUAAGGUUGGUUCAAGAAAUGGGGGAGAAAGGGCUGGUUCCUAAUGUGGCUAGCUACACAUCUGUUAUUGGAGUUCUCUGCAAGGAUGGGAAAUGGCAAGAGGCUGAGGCUUUAGUGAAGGAGAUGAUUGAGUCUGGAUUUAAACCUUCAGUCUCCAUGUAUAAUUUAAUCUCUAAAACAAAACACAAUACGUUGUUGAAGAUAUCUAGCUCAGAUUAA